AUGCUCGAUAAGGUGAGUGAUUUACAGAAAGAAGUUAUUCUCAUUGGAGAUUUUAAUUUUGACUUAAAACGGUCUAGAAAAUCGGCGCCGUGUAAGUGCUUUGUUGAUAUGUCUAAGGAAUUCGGUUUAAAGCAAAUUAUCUGUGACUACACUCGCGUAACUCAACACUCAAAAACAUUGAUUGAUCUCUUUUUAACAUCUCGUCCUGACCUAUACAUAACAGGAGUAAUGCCUGUUGGGAUCAGUGACCAAAGUGUAAUAUAUGCGGUUCGCAAGCUGCAUAGAUUAAUUAAAACCUCCAUCUUUACGGAUCAUUAAUACACGAAAUUAUAAAUGUUACAACCAGAUUGCUUUUGUCGAAGACUUAAAUAAAGUUCCCUGGUCGCAAAUCGACAUAACUGGAGAUAUUGAAGAGUCAUGGGAUUCUUUGAAAAACCUAUUCAAUGAUGUCGCAGGCUCUCAUGCCCCACAAGUACCUUAGUUAACAACGGAGAUUAGAAAAUUAAUGAAAGAAAGGGAUAAUCUUCACAAACUGGCGCUUAAGACCAAUAGUGAACUGCACUUGAGCUACUUUAAACGCAUGCGUAAUGCUGUAAUUAUAUAACCCUUAAGUUAAGAAGAGAAAAGAAACAUUACUAUUACUAUCAAAUUCAGGAGAAUGAAUCAAACCCAAAGGGGACUUGGAAAAAAUUGAAACGUUUACUUGCUAAAUGUGGAAAAGGAACUGGAUGCACUGGUGCAGGUUCAGCGACAACUGAUUUGAAAGUUAAAUGCAACAUGUUUAAUCGUUUCUUUGCUUCCUGUACUAUGAACUUAAGAUCAAUUUGUAGCACGACUGACCAAGCGUUCAAAAAAUGGUUACCCCAAAUGGAACAUUCGGAAAGCUUUACGUUUCAACAAUUUACUGAUUCGGAGGUUCGAACUGCUCUGAGGGAAUUAAAGGUGAAGAAAGCCACCGGUGUAGACGGCAUACCAAGCAGAUUGUUAAAAGACGGAGCUGGCAUAUUAGCCUAUCGAUUGACAAUUUUUUUCAAUUUGUCAGUUCAACAAUGUAAGAUCCCUGGGGAAUGGAAGAAGGCAAAAGUUACGCCACUUUACAAGAAUGGCGCAAAGAGUGAUCCAAAAAUUUUUCGCCCUAUUUCUGUUUUACCGGUAGUAUCUAAAGUUCAUGAGCGAUUAAUCCAUAACCAACUUGCAUCGUAUUUUGAAGAAAAUAACCUGUUGGGUAGAUCUCAGUCAGGAUUUCGAAAGAAAUACUCAACAGAAACGGCGGUAGCCCAUUUUGCAGACCAAAUUCUCAUGGGCAUGGAUAAAGGGCUAGUGGCGGGUGCCGUUUUCAUUGACCUAGCUAAGGCAUUCGACACAAUCGACCAUGAUGUCUUAAUUCAUAAGCUGAAACAUUAUGGAGUAUCUAAUGAAUGUCUAUUAUGGUUUAAGGAUUACUUCUGCGCAAGGAAGCAGUUUGUAACUAUUGAUUCGCAUAGAUCUGAAGAGCUGGAUAUCGCUUGUGGGGUACCGCAAGGGCUUACAUCAAUGAUUUAUCAUCUU
This is a messenger RNA of Paramuricea clavata, 1548 nucleotides long. The record is from the annotation of a GenBank genome assembly. NCBI's taxonomy places the organism in Eukaryota, Metazoa, Cnidaria, Anthozoa, Malacalcyonacea, Plexauridae.